GAUCGCCCCGUCCCAAUUCCCGUCCGCCGGCCGCGCUGCCCGGACCUAUAUAUUCCUUAUUUUACACUAGGAAUAUCCGAAUACCGACUGGAAAGGCUCCCUUUAUAUCGGUAUAAUAACGUGUUUAUACGGAUUUGUGCUUCGUCAGAUGUGUGUGUGAAUAUGUGUGACCAGUGCAUUCAAAGAUAGGUGAUCUAUGGAUUUGUGACAAUUGAUUUGCUAUGCGGUUGGAGGGGAGUGAGAAGGGCAUCAGUUUAGAAAACUAAGUAAGAAAGAAAAUUCAAAAUGGCGGAAGCGGAAGGCGGAGCGAGCGAGCAAGAUGAUGUUUCAUUCUUACGCACGGAAGACAUGGUGUGUCUGUCUUGCACGGCAACGGGUGAGCGAGUGUGUCUUGCGGCUGAAGGUUUUGGUAACAGGCACUGCUUUUUGGAGAACAUCGCAGACAAGAACAUACCUCCAGACCUUUCACAGUGUGUGUUUGUCAUCGAACAGGCCUUGUCAGUAAGAGCUCUACAAGAAUUAGUAACAGCGGCUGGGUCAGAAACUGGCAAAGAAAACUUAGUAGGCAAAGGCACUGGUUCUGGACAUAGAACGCUACUUUAUGGCAAUGCUAUUCUAUUACGUCAUCUCAACAGUGACAUGUACCUGGCGUGUCUAUCAACAUCGUCAUCUCAAGACAAGUUAGCGUUCGACGUCGGUCUACAGGAGCAUUCGCAUGGCGAGGCGUGCUGGUGGACGCUGCACCCUGCUAGCAAACAGAGGUCUGAGGGUGAAAAGGUGCGAGUUGGUGACGAUUUGAUUCUUGUGUCCGUUGCUACAGAAAGAUACUUGCACACGACAAAAGAAAACGAGGUAUCCAUAGUGAACGCAUCAUUCCACGUGACGCACUGGUCCGUACAACCGUACGGUACUGGUAUAUCGCGCAUGAAGUACGUGGGGUACGUGUUCGGGGGAGACGUGCUCCGGUUCUUCCACGGCGGUGACGAGUGCCUUACUAUACCGAGCACGUGGAGCGGAGACGGCGGACAAAAUAUCGUAGUAUACGAAGGUGGAUCAGUGAUGUCGCAAGCUCGCUCGCUCUGGCGUCUGGAACUGGCGCGCACCAAGUGGGCGGGUGGCUUCAUCAACUGGUACCACCCCAUGAGGAUACGACACAUCACCACGGGGCGAUACCUCGGGGUCAACGACCAGAAUGAGCUGUAUUUGAUUAGCAGGGAAGAAGCAACAACAGCAUCUUGCGCGUUCUGCCUCCGCCAAGAGAAAGACGACCAGAAGGUGGUUCUGGAAGACAAAGACUUGGAGAUCAUAGGAGCUCCCAUCAUCAAAUAUGGUGACUCCACUGUCAUUGUACAGCAUUCUGAAACGGGACUGUGGCUGUCUUAUAAGUCUUACGAGACAAAGAAGAAAGGCGUCGGUAAAGUAGAAGAGAAACAAGCUAUCCUACACGAGGAGGGCAAGAUGGACGACGGUCUAGACUUCUCCAGAUCACAGGAGGAAGAAUCUAGAACUGCUAGAGUUAUUAGGAAGUGUUCUUCAUUGUUCACUAAAUUUAUUACUGGCCUUGAAACUCUACAAGAGAACCGACGUCACUCGAUGUUCUUCGCGUCAGUCAAUCUGGGUGAAAUGGUGAUGUGUUUGGAGGAUCUAAUCAAUUACUUCGCGCAACCGGAUGAAGAUAUGGAACAUGAAGAGAAACAAAACAAAUUCCGUGCGCUCCGCAACCGUCAAGACCUGUUCCAAGAGGAAGGCAUCCUCAACCUGAUCUUGGAAGCGAUAGACAAGAUCAACGUCAUCACGUCUCAGGGUUUCCUCGCUGGGUUCCUGGCUGGGGACGAGUCUGGGCAGAGUUGGGACAUGAUAUCAGUUUACUUGUACCAACUUCUGGCGGCAAUAAUCAAGGGGAACCACACAAACUGCGCUCAGUUCGCCAACUCCAACCGUCUAAACUGGCUGUUCUCCCGUCUUGGAUCGCAAGCGUCGGGGGAGGGAACUGGAAUGCUGGACGUACUGCAUUGUGUCCUUAUUGACUCGCCAGAGGCUCUGAAUAUGAUGAGGGAUGAACAUAUAAAAGUGAUCAUAUCGCUGUUAGAAAAGCACGGUAGGGACCCCAAGGUUCUCGACGUGUUGUGUUCCCUCUGCGUCGGUAACGGGGUGGCCGUGAGGUCCUCGCAGAACAACAUCUGUGACUAUCUGCUGCCGGGGAAGAAUCUACUGCUGCAGACCCAGCUGGUGGAUCAUGUGUCGAGUGUACGCCCAAACAUUUUCGUUGGCCGAGUGGAAGGAUCAGCAGUUUACCAGAAAUGGUACUUCGAAGUGACCAUGGACCAUAUUGAGAAGACCACACAUAUGAUGCCACACUUGCGUAUUGGAUGGGCCAAUACUACUGGGUAUGUUCCAUACCCGGGAGGUGGCGAGAAGUGGGGCGGCAAUGGUGUAGGGGAUGAUCUGUACUCGUACGGUUUUGAUGGAGCGUACCUCUGGUCUGGAGGCAGGAAGACGGCAGUUAACAGGACUCAUGAGGAAGAACCGUUUAUAAGAAAAGGUGACGUCAUCGGCUGCGCUCUGGACUUGACCAUACCUCUGAUAAACUUCAUGUUCAACGGCGUACGAGUGACCGGCUCCUUUACCAACUUCAAUCUGGAGGGGAUGUUCUUCCCGGCCAUCAGUUGUUCCAGUAAAUUAAGUUGUCGUUUCCUCCUCGGCGGAGAACACGGUCGCCUGCGCUACGCGGCUCCUGAAGGAUAUUCUCCACUAGUGGAGUCCCUUCUUCCUCAGCAGAUCCUCAGUCUGGAGCCGUGCUUCUACUUCGGAAACUUGGCUAAGAGAGCCUUGGCUGGUCCACCGCUUGUUCAGGAUGACACAGCUUUUGUACCAACCCCUGUGGACACUGUAUCGAUUACUUUGGCAACUUACAUCGAGCAAAUCAGAGACAAACUAGCUGAAAAUAUUCAUGAAAUGUGGGCGAUGAAUAAGAUUGAAGCCGGUUGGUCGUACGGCGAAAACCGGGACGACGCGCACCGCAUACACCCGUGCCUAGUUCCCUUUGAACGUCUCCCGGCCGCCGAGAAACGAUACGACAUUCAGCUAGCCGUGCAGACUCUCAAAACCAUCCUCGCUCUCGGCUACUACAUCAGCCUUGACAAGCCCCCAGCGCGGAUCCGCAACGUUCGUCUACCCAACGAACCCUUCAUGCAAUCUAAUGGGUAUAAACCAGCCCCACUGGACCUGAGCGCUGUUACCCUGACACCCAAGAUGGACGAGUUGGUCGACCAGUUGGCCGAGAACACGCACAAUCUUUGGGCGAGAGAACGCAUUCAGCAGGGUUGGACCUAUGGACUAAACGAGGACUCCGAUAUGCAGCGGUCUCCUCAUUUAGUACCAUAUCCGAAAGUAGACGACGCGAUCAAGAAGGCAAACAGAGAUACCGCUUCAGAAACUGUUAGAACUCUGCUUGUCUAUGGAUACAACCUAGAUCCACCAACUGGGGAGCACCAGGAAGCUCUAUUAGCCGAAGCGUCAAAACAGAAGCAAGCGGACUUCAGAACUUAUAGAGCAGAGAAAAACUAUGCUGUCAGUUCUGGGAAAUGGUAUUUUGAGUUCGAGAUUCUUACUGCUGGACCUAUGAGGGUUGGUUGGGCUCAUGCGGACAUGCCACCAGGCAUGAUGUUAGGUCAAGAUGAGAACUCUUGGGCUUUUGAUGGAUACAAUGAGGAAAAAGUGUACUUGGGUAGUACGGAGUCUUUUGGCAAGCAAUGGGCGGUGGGGGACGUUGUAGGCGUAUUCCUUGAUCUCAUUGACAAGACGAUAAGUUUUUCCUUGAACGGAGAGUUGCUUAUGGAUGCUCUCGGAGGUGAAACUACUUUUGCAGACGUUCAAGGAGAUAAUUUUGUACCGGCAUGCACUCUUGGAGUGGGCCAAAAGGCUAGGCUAUCGUAUGGUCAGGACGUCAACUCAUUGAAAUAUUUUACCACUUGCGGUCUACAAGAGGGCUAUGAGCCAUUCUGUGUUAAUAUGAAACGUGACGUAACACAUUGGUAUACGAAGGACCAACCUAUAUUUGAAAACACGGAUGAGAUGGCCGACACCAGAAUCGAUGUUACAAGAAUACCGGCUGGGUCUGAGACGCCGCCAUGUAUGAAAAUCUCCCACAACACCUUCGAAACGAUGGAGAAAGCUAACUGGGAAUUCCUCAGGCUGUCACUACCUGUAAUCUGUCAGACCGAAUUCAUAGAUGAGCAAGAGAAAGCCCGCCGCUGGGUGGAGAUAAAGGAGCGACAACAGAUUCUGAUGAAGGAGGCUGUGGAAGCGCAGAUGCCAGCUCACAUCGACCAGAUCAUGAGGAGCGGGUUCACUAUGAACGAUAUCAAAGGUCUGCACUACGAUGAAAACCAAGAAGAGAUGCCGAGUUCCAAAGUCAAAAGACAACCUUCGAAACCUCCCAGAAAAGGGUCCAUGACUCGUGGGGUUACCAUUCAGAGUUAUAACUUACAACCAGGUCCUGUAAACGGUAUGCAUCGCUCUACGAGUGAAGCUGAAAUGGCAAAAUAUGAGCUCGGAGCCAGCCUGUCUCCGGAAGACAAAAAGGCAGAAAAGAGGGGAAGGUCUCCUUUCAAGUUCUUCAGAAGCAAACGCGGUGAAAGCGGCGAAAGGGGCAAGACCCGUAAAUCCAAAACACCAGACCCAUUCAGUGAUACCGAAGUGUCACCAGACCGAGGAGCUAUGAGGAGACCUAACCCUCAAAUAAGAGUAUCUCAGGCAGUACAAAGGCAUGUGCAGGGUAGGCCAAGUAGGCCGAAUUUGUACGGAAGUCAAUCUGGUUUGAAUAACAACUUAGCAGUAGCAACCCCACCACAAGAGCGCAAGCAAAUGACAGCUGGUACGUUAUCCGCGGCCGCCACUGAGACGGUCGGCAACGAAAUAUUCGAUGCGGAUUGCUUGAAGCUCAUCAACGAGUACUUCUAUGGUGUCAGAAUUUUCCCCGGUCAAGACCCAACGCAUGUUUACAUCGGCUGGGUAACGACACAAUACCAUUUGCACUCCAAGGACUUCAACCAGAACAAAGUCACCAAGUCGUCCGUCAUCAUUACUGAUGAUUACGAUCGCGUUGUCGAAAGUGUAAAUCGACAAUCGUGCUACAUGGUCCGCGCGGACGAACUGUACAACGAAGUGAUGGCCGAAGCGACGGGCAAAGGCGCGUCGCAGGGCAUGUUUAUAGGAUGCUCCGUUGAUACGUCCACUGGGACUGUCGCCUUUACGUGCGAGGGGAAAGAUACUAGCAUUAAGUUUAAGAUGGAACCAGAUACCAAACUGUUCCCGGCAAUAUUCGUAGAGGCAACAUCGAAGGAAAUCCUUCAGAUUGAGCUCGGGAGAUCUUCUACAAGUCUUCCGCUGAGUGCGGCAGUGCUGCCAACUAGUGAUAAGCACGUCAACCCACAGUUCCCGCCUAGGCUGAAGGUCCAGUGUCUGAAACCCCACCAGUGGGCUAGGGUCCCAAAUCAAUCACUGCAAGUUCACGCCUUGAAGUUGUCAGACAUCCGAGGUUGGUCCAUGCUGUGUGAAGAUGCUGUCUCCAUGCUGGCUCUUCACAUACCUGAGGAAGACCGUUGCAUUGAUAUCCUUGAACUGAUAGAAAUGGAUAAGCUGCUUAGUUUCCACUCCCAUACACUCACGCUGUAUGCGGCGUUAUGCUACCAGAGCAAUUACAGAGCUGCGCAUGCUCUUUGUCAGCACGUGGAUCAAAAGCAGCUGCUCUACGCCAUCCAGUCCCAGUACAUGUCCGGUCCACUCCGACAGGGAUUCUACGAUUUGCUCAUAGCUUUGCAUCUGGAGUCACAUGCCACUACUAUGGAGGCGUGUAAAAAUGAGUUCGUGAUACCGCUGGGGCCGGAACUGAAGUCGCUUUACGAGGAACCGGAAAUGAGGCACAGCCUCCGCUCGCUGCAGACUGAGAGCGUGCGCCCGCAGAUGAAGAUGACUGACAUAGCGGAAAGCAUAACGGAAAUCAGCAAUCUCUACUCCCCGUACUUCCCACUAGAAGUGGUGCGAGAGUUCGUCAUGCAAGCGCUGGCUGAAGCCGUGGAAACUAACCAGGUGCAUAACCGGGAUCCUGUUGGAGGGAGCAACGAGAACUUGUUUCUGCCAUUAAUCAAACUCGUAGACCGUCUGCUGUUAGUGGGUAUGAUGAGAGAUGAAGACGUGGAAAAACUGCUUAUCAUGAUCAACCCUGAGACUUGGGACCCUACUUUUGAUAAAGAGGGUAAAGAUGAGCACAGGAAAGGUUUGCUGCACAUGAAGAUGGCGGAGGGCGCGAAGUUGCAGAUGUGCUACCUGCUGCAGCAUCUCAACGAUAUGCAGCUGCGUCACCGAGUGGAGUUCAUUAUCGCCUUCGCGCACGACUUUGUCGGCGACCUGCAGUCUGAUCAGCUGAGACGUUAUACAGAAAUCAAGCAAUCUGAUCUGCCCAGUGCUGUCGCCGCCAAGAAAACUAAAGAAUUCCGUUGUCCACCACGAGAGCAAAUGAACGCCAUACUGAGUUUCAAACAUCUGGAAGAUGAUGACCCGGAGAACUGCCCGUGCGGCGAGGACCUGAUCACACGCAUGAACGAGUUCCACGAGAGCCUGAUGAUUCAUGUCUCGCUAAAUGCUUUGCAAGAACCUGACGGAGAUGAGUCUUCAGAGCCAGAAACAAAAACUGGUGCUUUUGGAAAACUUUACAAUAUUAUAAACACAGUCAAGGAGCUAGAAGAGGAAGCGAAGGCCAUUGAAGAACCAGUGAAGAAAUCGCCAGAGGAAAAGUUCCGAAAGGUGCUGAUCCAAACCAUCGUGACUUGGGCUGAGGAGUCGCAGAUCGAAACUCCGAAACUAGUUAGAGAGAUGUUCAGUCUGCUCGUGCGCCAAUAUGAUGCAGUGGGUGAACUGAUUCGAGCUCUCGAAAAGACAUACGUCAUCAACGCGAAGACCAAACAAGAUGUAGCUGAAAUGUGGGUUGGCCUGAGCCAAAUCAGAGCUUUACUGCCCGUACAGAUGAGCCAAGAAGAAGAGGAACUCAUGAGGAAGAGACUAUGGAAACUUGUCAACAACCAUACUUUCUUCCAGCAUCCUGAUUUGAUUAGAGUUCUGCGCGUACAUGAAAAUGUAAUGGCAGUUAUGAUGAACACGUUGGGAAGACGUGCGCAGGCGCAGUCUGACGCGCCCACCGCUGCGCAGCCCACGCCCGAGGAUAAGGAAAAGGACACCUCCCACGAGAUGGUGGUAGCGUGUUGCCGCUUCCUCUGCUACUUCUGUCGCACAGGCAGACAGAAUCAGAAGGCCAUGUUUGACCACUUCGACUUCUUGCUGGAGAACUCUAACAUUUUACUGUCAAGGCCGUCUUUGAGGGGGUCUACUCCUUUGGACGUCGCUUAUUCCAGUUUGAUGGAAAACACUGAACUGGCUUUAGCUUUGAGAGAGCAUUAUCUAGAAAAGAUUGCAGUAUACCUAUCACGUUGUGGUCUGCAAAGUAACUCUGAGCUUAUUGAGAAGGGCUAUCCCGACCUUGGCUGGGAUCCAGUGGAAGGCGAGCGAUAUCUUGACUUCCUACGAUUUUGUGUGUGGGUAAACGGUGAAAGUGUGGAAGAAAACGCCAAUCUAGUAAUCCGUCUCCUGAUUAGGAGACCGGAGUGCUUGGGUCCAGCGCUGCGCGGUGAAGGUGAAGGGUUGCUGAAGGCUAUUGUAGAUGCUAAUAAGAUGAGCGAGAGGAUCGCUGAUAGACGUAAGCUGAGGGACGAGGACGGCGAUAUAAAUUUCAGCCACCCACUUCCCCAGUCAGAUGAUGACGAAGACUAUAUUGAUACGGGUGCCGCAAUACUCAACUUUUACUGCACUCUGGUUGACUUGUUAGGCCGGUGUGCACCUGACGCUGCUGUUAUUGCUCUGGGAAAAAACGAAUCUCUACGAGCAAGAGCCAUUCUUCGAUCACUGGUUCCACUUGAAGAUCUACAAGGCGUUCUCAGUCUACGAUUCACUUUAAAUAACCCGGCAGCUGGCGAAGAGAGGCCCAAAUCUGAUAUGCCAUCUGGCCUAAUCCCUGGACACAAGCAAAGUGUUGGAUUAUUCUUGGAACGUGUCUACGGUAUCGAGACGCAAGAGCUAUUCUACAGACUUCUCGAGGAAGCUUUCUUACCAGAUCUUAGAGCGGCCACAAUGUUGGAUAGGAACGAUGGCUGUGAAUCAGAUAUGGCUCUAUCGAUGAACCGGUACAUAGGCAACUCAAUCUUACCACUUCUUAUCAAGCACGCCAACUUCUACAAUGAGGCAGAGAAUUAUGCUAGCCUGUUGGAUGCUACACUACAUACUGUUUAUAGAUUGUCCAAAAAUCGUAUGCUGACGAAAGGCCAACGUGAAGCCGUAUCGGACUUCCUCGUAGCUCUGACUGCGGCCAUGCAACCUUCCAUGCUGCUUAAAUUACUUCGCAAACUCACCGUUGAUGUCUCCCGCCUGUCUGAAUAUACCACUGUUGCACUGCGGUUGCUAACACUCCACUACGAGCGUUGCGCUAAAUACUACGGCAGUACGGGCGGUCAAGGCAUAUACGGCGCAUCAUCUGAUGAAGAGAAGCGGCUGACAAUGAUGCUGUUUUCUAACAUCUUCGACUCCUUGAGCAAGAUGGAUUACGAGCCUGAGCUGUUUGGGAAAGCCCUGCCCUGUCUUAUUGCCAUUGGUUGCGCUUUACCACCAGACUAUUCGCUGUCCAAGAACUACGACGAUGAAUUCUAUGGAAAAGAAAAUACGCAGGCAACGGGUGCUGAUAACCCACAGUACGACCCUCAACCCAUCAACACAUCAUCAGUGGCUCUCAACAAUGACCUCAACACCAUUGUGCAGAAAUUCUCCGAGCAUUACCAUGAUGCUUGGGCAUCUAGGAAAAUCGAAAAUGGUUGGGUGUACGGUGAAUCUUGGUCGGACAGUCAAAAAACGCAUCCUCGCCUAAAACCUUACAAUAUGCUGAACGAUUAUGAAAAAGAGCGUUACAAGGAACCGGUGCGCGAAUCGUUGAAAGCGUUGCUGGCAAUCGGUUGGUCCGUUGAACAUUCUGAGGUGGACAUACCCAGUACCAAUCGCAGCUCUAUGAGACGGCAGUCCAAAUCUGGCGGCGUCACGGACUCAGCGACUCCAUUCAAUUACAACCCGCACCCCGUGGAUAUGACCAACCUGACGUUGUCGCGUGAGAUGCAAAACAUGGCGGAGAGGCUCGCUGAAAACGCACACGACAUCUGGGCUAAGAAGAAAAAAGAGGAACUGGUUACUAACGGAGGCGGAAUCCAUCCCCAACUCGUCCCAUACGACCUCCUCACUGACAAAGAGAAAAAGAAGGACCGAGAACGAUCCCAAGAGUUCCUCAAAUACCUCCAAUACCAAGGAUACAAACUGCACCGGCCCAAAACAUCCCAGGGUGAUACAGAACAGACCACUACUGGCGUAGCAAUAGAGCUCAGAUUCGCUUACUCGCUUCUGGAGAAGUUGAUUUCGUAUAUUGACAGAGCUACGAUUAAUAUGAAGCUAUUGAAACCAUCCACUACGUUCAGUAGACGACCAAGUUUCAAGACCAGCACGAGGGAUAUUAAAUUCGUUUCUAAGGUGGUACUGCCUUUAAUGGAGAAAUACUUCUCAACGCAUCGCAACUACUUCAUCGCGGUUGCCACGGCAACCAACAACGUGGGCGCGGCCAGCUUGAAAGAGAAAGAGAUGGUCGCCGCACUGUUCUGUAAACUGGCGAGCUUAUUACGGUCCAGGUUAGCAGCAUUCGGUCCAGACGUCCGCAUCACGGUCCGCUGUCUCCAAGUGCUGGUGAAAGGCAUCGACGCGAAGUCCCUCGUCAAGAACUGUCCCGAGUUCAUCCGAACUUCUAUGCUUACCUUCUUCAAUAAUGUUGCUGAUGAUCUCGGUCAUACUAUCAUGAAUUUACAGGAUGGCAAAUAUUCUCACCUUCGAGGAACCCACCUGAAGACCUCAACGUCACUGGGUUAUAUCAAUGGCGUCAUACUCCCCGUGCUGACAGCUAUGUUCGACCACCUGGCCAAUUGCGAGUACGGCGCUGAUCUGUUGUUGGACGAAAUUCAAGUGGCCUCAUACAAGAUGCUUGGGUCCUUAUACACGCUGGGUACCGAUGCGACGCUCACACACGACAGAAAAUAUCUCAAGACUGAAAUUGAAAGGAAUAAACCUGCACUGGGGUCAUGUUUAGGCGCCUUCAGUUCCACGUUCCCAGUGGCGUUCUUCGAACCUCAUCUCAACAAGCACAACCAGUUCUCUCUACUGAACCGCAUAGCGGACCACUCACUUGAAGCUAAAGACAUAAUGGCCAAAAUGGAGCAAUCGAUGCCUACUCUCGAGUCGAUAUUAAACGAAGUAGAUCAGUUCGUAGAAUCGGACAAGACUUACAACGAAGCUCCUCACAUCAUUGAUGUGGUUAUGCCGUUGCUGUGUUCUUAUCUGCCGUUCUGGUGGGCCCAGGGGCCUGACAAUGUCACUCCCACUGCUGGAAACCACGUAACAAUGGUAACAGCAGAACACAUGAACCAACUCCUGAAGAACGUCCUCAAGCUCAUCAAGAAGAACAUUGGCAACGAAAGUGCUCCUUGGAUGACCCGCAUCGCGACAUACACGCAACAGAUCAUCAUCAACAGUUCUGAGGAAUUGCUGAGGGAGUCCUUCUUACCUCUCGCUGAGAGAGUGAGAAAGAGGACCGAUACCAUGUUCCAUAAGGAAGAGAGUUUGAGAGGUUUUAUUAAAUCAUCAACGGACGACACGUCGCAAGUGGAAUCGCAGAUACAAGAGGACUGGCAACUUCUAGUGCGAGAUAUUUACUCAUUCUACCCUCUUCUCAUCAAAUACGUCGAUCUUCAGAGGAACCAUUGGCUUCGGAACAACGUACCAGAGGCCGAAGAACUAUACAACCACGUGGCAGAAAUAUUCAACAUCUGGUCAAAGAGUCAGUACUUCCUUAAAGAGGAACAAAACUUCAUAUCGGCUAACGAAAUCGAUAACAUGGUGUUGAUCAUGCCUACUGCAACUCGAAGAGUUACCACCGUAGUUGAUGGGACACCACAGGGUGGAGGAAAGAAAAAGAAGAAGCACCGUGACAAGAAACGUGACAAAGACAAGGAGGUACAAGCAUCACUAAUGGUAGCUUGUCUCAAGAGGUUGUUACCUGUUGGACUCAAUCUCUUCGCGGGAAGAGAGCAAGAGUUAGUGCAGCAUUGUAAAGAUCGCUUCUUGAAGAAAAUGUCCGAACAAGACGUGGCGGAAUUCGCCAAAACUCAGCUAACGUUACCGGACAAGAUCGAUCCAGCGGAUGAAAUGUCCUGGCAGCAUUAUCUGUACAGCAAGCUGGGGUCCAAGAGCAAAACCACAGUCACAACUGUGGAGACGUCAGAGAACAAGGCCAAGCUUAUAGACGACACGGUGGAACGGAUAGUUGCGAUGAGCAAAGUGUUGUUUGGAUUGCAUAUGAUCGACCAUCCUCAACAAAUGAGUAAGAACGUGUACCGUUCCGUGGUAUCUAUUCAACGAAAACGUGCUGUGAUUGCCUGCUUCAGGCAGACUUCGCUACAUUCCUUGCCCAGACAUCGAGUCUGCAAUAUAUUCGCGCGAACAUACUACGAGCUAUGGUUGGAAGAAGAAAACAUUGGCCAAGAAGUCAUGAUUGAAGAUCUUACGCAAUCGUUCGAGGAUGCGGAGUUGAAAAAGAGUGAUUUAGUGGAAGAAGACGGAAAGCCUGAUCCUCUCACACAACUCGUCACUACAUUCUGUCGUGGCGCUAUGACUGAAAGAUCUGGGGCAUUACAGGAAGAUCCACUGUACAUGUCGUACGCACAUAUAAUAGCAAAGUCGUGUGGUGAGGAAGAAGAGGAAGGCGGGGAGGAAGAAGAAGGUGGGGGGGAACCAGAGGGAGGUGACGAAGAGGGCCGCGCCAGUAUACAUGAACAAGAAAUGGAGAAACAAAAGCUGUUGUUCCAUCAAAAACGAUUAGCGAACCGUGGUGUAGCAGAAAUGGUGUUGCUCCACAUAUCUGCCUCCAAAGGGCAACCGAGUGACAUGGUUAUGAAAACGCUGCAACUGGGCAUCUCCAUACUACGGGGCGGAAAUAUUGAUAUACAGAUGGGUAUGCUCAACCACCUGAAAGACAAAAAAGAUGUCGGUUUCUUCACAUCCAUCGCCGGUUUGAUGAACUCAUGCUCCGUACUUGACUUGGAUGCCUUCGAAAGAAAUACCAAAGCUGAAGGACUUGGAGUGGGGUUGGAAGGAGCGGCCGGUGAGAAGAACAUGCACGAUGCUGAGUUCACUUGUGCGCUGUUCCGGUUCAUACAACUGACUUGUGAAGGCCAUAACUUGGAAUGGCAAAACUACCUCCGUACGCAAGCCGGAAACACGACAACUGUGAACGUUGUCAUCUGCACAGUGGAUUACUUGCUGAGGCUGCAGGAGUCUAUUAUGGACUUCUACUGGCACUAUUCUAGCAAGGAACUCAUCGAUCCAGCGGGCAAGGCGAACUUCUUCAAAGCCAUCGGAGUAGCGUCUCAAGUGUUCAACACCCUCACUGAAGUUAUCCAGGGUCCUUGUACGCAGAAUCAACAGGCCUUAGCUCAUUCCAGAUUGUGGGACGCGGUGGGCGGUUUCCUGUUCCUCUUCUCUCACAUGCAGGACAAGUUGUCCAAACAUUCCUCACAAGUGGAUCUGCUGAAGGAACUCCUCAAUUUGCAGAAGGACAUGAUCACUAUGAUGCUGUCUAUGCUUGAGGGAAAUGUUGUCAAUGGUACAAUCGGCAAACAGAUGGUAGAUACUCUAGUAGAAUCCGCAUCUAACGUGGAACUGAUCCUCAAAUACUUCGACAUGUUUCUGAAGCUAAAGGACCUGACUUCCAGCGCAAGCUUCAAGGAAAUUGAUGCCAAUAAUGAUGGAUGGGUUCUUCCGAAGGACUUUAAGGAGAAGAUGGAACAGCAGAAGAGUUAUACACCAGAAGAAAUAGAGUUCCUGCUCGCGUGCUGCGAAACGAACCAUGAUGGCAAACUGGACUACCUGGGCUUCUGCGACCGCUUCCACGAGCCAGCCAAGGAAAUCGGCUUCAACCUCGCCGUUUUGCUCACCAACUUGUCCGAACACAUGCCUAAUGAACCCAGGCUCGCUCGGUUUCUGGAGACGGCUGGAUCUGUGCUGAACUAUUUCGAGCCAUUCUUGGGUCGUAUCGAGAUAAUGGGUGGAUCCAAGAGGAUCGAGCGUGUUUACUUCGAGAUCAAGGAGUCCAAUAUUGAACAGUGGGAGAAACCUCAGAUCAAGGAAUCGAAACGCGCGUUCUUCUAUAGCAUUGUAACAGAAGGUGGUGAUAAGGAGAAGUUGGAAGCCUUUGUCAACUUCUGUGAAGACGCCAUCUUUGAAAUGACGCAUGCUUCUGGUCUGAUGGCCGUGUCAGAGGAAGCGGCUGGUGGUCUGAAGAACAGGGAGGCUUAUCAUGUAUAUAUGGGUGACGAUGAGGAAGAAAGAGCGGGAAAAGAUCCAUUCCGCCGUGGUUUCCAGUCGGUCAAGGACGGCAUCUCCACGGCAUUUUCGUCUCUAUCCCCCUCCAACAUAAAGCAGAGAAUCGCAGAUCUACAGCAGAUGCCGCCUGCUGAAUUAUUUAUUGGCUUCUUCAAAAUGUUCUUCUAUCUCUUCUACUAUUUAGGCUAUGGCGCUGUCGUUGUUAUCAGGUACAUCUUCGGAGUCCUCCUCGGGUUGAUGCGAGGGCCGGUGACGGACGAGCCUCCGCCGGAGCCGACGGAAGAGGAGAAAAUCGGUCAGUUGAAGCUCUCGCUCCUACACAGAACAUUCCCGCAAAGUCCUAUGAGACACCUGCCGGCAUUGCCAGCGGCGGACGACACCGGGCAAAUGCAAGUUUCGGCUUUCGGACUGGAUAUUACUAAAGAAGACAAUGGCCAGAUACAAGUGAAGCCGCACGAGUCUCCGACCGCGUCCACUCCGUCAUCAGGCGAGGAAGCGGAAGUGUCACCAGAUGAGAGCACUGAGCAUACAGAGGAACAGCAACCACCUUCUCUUAUUGAUCUACUUGGUGGCGAGCAAGCUAAGAAGCAGGCUCAGGAACGAAUGGAAGCCCAGGCGGUACAACAAGCUGCCAUGUCCGCUAUCGAAGCCGAAAACAAAAAGCAGGCAGUACAAGGCCCCGCUCCGUCAGCGUUAUCUCAAGUGGAUCUGUCGCAAUACACAAAGCGCGCCGUGUCUUUCCUCGCGAGAAAUUUCUACAACCUGAAGUACGUGGCUCUCGUACUCGCCUUCUGUAUCAACUUCGUGCUGCUCUUCUAUAAGGUAUCAACAUUAGAAGUGGAAAGGGGUGAGGGUUCGGGAAUCGGAGAUAUCAUCAGCGGAUCUGGUUCAGGACAAGGGUCUGGAAGUGGUGACGGUGGUAGUGGUGAAAGCGAAGAGGACGAGGGUCUAGAAGUGGUGCUGAUAGACGAAGACUUCUUCUACAUGGAGCACGUCAUCAAUGUUGCCGCCUUGCUGCAUUCCAUAGUGUCUCUAGCUAUACUCGUCGGCUAUUAUCAUCUCAAGGUGCCGUUAGCUAUAUUCAAGCGUGAGAAAGAGAUAGCGCGUAAACUGGAGUUCGACGGUCUGUACAUCGCGGAGCAGCCAGAAGAUGACGACUUGAAGAGCCAUUGGGACAAGCUUGUCAUUUCUGCUAAAUCAUUCCCAGUGAACUACUGGGACAAGUUCAUCAAGAAGAAAGUGCGCGCGAAAUAUUCCGAGACCUACGACUUCGACUCUAUAUCCAACAUGCUCGGAAUGGAAAAGACCUCUUUCUCGGCGCAGGAAGAGGAGGGCAGCAAGGGAUUCUGGCAUUACAUCGUCAACAUCGACUGGCGCUACCAAGUCUGGAAGGCUGGAGUGACGAUAACUGACAACUCCUUCCUCUAUUCUCUAUGGUACUUCUCCUUCUCCGUGAUGGGGAACUUCAACAACUUCUUCUUCGCCGCACACUUGCUAGACGUUGCUGUGGGCUUCAAGACUUUGAGGACCAUCUUGCAGUCUGUCACGCAUAACGGAAAACAGCUGGUGUUGACGGUGAUGUUGCUGACAAUCAUCGUGUACAUCUAUACGGUGAUCGCGUUCAACUUCUUCCGCAAGUUCUACGUGCAGGAAGAGGACGACGAAGUCAACAAGAACUGCCACGACAUGCUUUCCUGUUUCGUGUUCAACCUAUACAAAGGCGUGAGAGCGGGUGGUGGUAUCGGAGACGAGCUGGAGCCCCCAGACGGUGAUGACUCGGAGGUGUACCGCAUCAUAUUUGACAUCUCGUUCUUCUUCUUCGUCAUCGUCAUCCUGCUGGCUAUCUUGCAGGGUCUGAUCAUCGACGCGUUCGGUGAGCUCCGUGACCAGCUGGAGUCCGUCAAAGAGGACAUGGAGUCCAACUGCUUCAUAUGCGGCAUCAAUAAGGACUACUUUGAUAAAGUUCCGCACGGGUUCGACACGCACGUGCAGCGGGAGCACAACCUCGCGAACUACAUGUUCUUCCUUAUGCAUCUUAUCAACAAACCCGACACCGAGUAUACUGGUCAAGAAACGUUUGUAUGGAAAAUGUACACACAAAGAUGCUGGGAUUUCUUCCCCGUUGGUGACUGCUUCAGGAAACAGUACGAAGACGCGAUGGGCGAAUAGAAUACUAUGAAAAUUCCUAACUAUAUUAGCCAAAUGUAUCCAAUACGUCUCUUUACGCUAUCUCUUUCUUUUCCAUAAAGAGUGAGAAAGACGACGAUGGUUGACAUUAGGUUGGUAAUGUUGGCACAACUAAAUAGGUGAAGUGUUACAUUUUACGUAUUGAUUAUUAAUAUUGUUGCUCAAAAUUUUCACUAAUAAAAAAAUUAAAAGUCAUUUAAGCAAAAUCUCUUUGCAUAUUAAAAUGUGGAAAGGAAUUGAUAACUAAUACCUACUCCAAAAUAAGCUAAUAAUUAUUUUUCUAUUUAUUAUUGUAGUGUUAAGAAAAUAAUGUACGUUACUACAAUGAUCAGAUAAAUGUAUUUAGCAAAUCAUCUAUCGCUUCCCAAAAUUAACUAUUGUCAAUACAAAUUGUUAAGAAUAGGUAAAUACAUAAAAAAUAAUUAAUUAAGGGGCCUUUCCAAGUAAAGUUUUCUAUUUAAACUUUUUCGAUAUAGUUUAUGUAAGAUAAUUUAAACAUGUUACACUGAAAUAAAAAUCUUUAAUGAAC
Maniola jurtina (meadow brown) is the source of this 16228-nucleotide messenger RNA. It is a transcript of the gene RyR, whose product is annotated as ryanodine receptor. The transcript is spliced from 113 exons. NCBI's taxonomy places the organism in Eukaryota, Metazoa, Arthropoda, Insecta, Lepidoptera, Nymphalidae. Gene Ontology annotation, biological process: calcium ion transmembrane transport; intracellular calcium ion homeostasis. Gene Ontology annotation, molecular function: calcium ion binding; protein binding; ryanodine-sensitive calcium-release channel activity. Gene Ontology annotation, cellular component: sarcoplasmic reticulum membrane; smooth endoplasmic reticulum; calcium channel complex. The record is from RefSeq and is a predicted model, not a curated record. The coding region runs from base 286 to 15681 and encodes 5131 amino acids.